AUCUUCCUGCACCACAGCCAGUCAGUCCGAGAAACGCCAGAGUUUUGAUGGUUUCGUAACUGGCGACCCGUCGUCAUCCAAGGAGUGUGGUGUGUAGCAAAAAUAAAAAGUACAGUAGCAAGAAGGAAAAACGCAGAACGGAUUCGUCGUCGUCGUCGAGGUUGAGCGUAAACUCGGCGGGGGAGUGCGUUUCUUGACUCGGGUGGAUACCCGCUUUUCGAGAGUUGUCCCGGUGAAAAAUUGGAAAUUGCGGCGUUUAUUGUGAAAGGUUCUUCCACCUGCAUUGAUCGCAUCCAGACACAGGUACCGUUUCGUUCGUGGAAACAAAAGGUGUGUGGGAAAAGUAGUGAAGUGAGAAAGGCGAAAUUUUAUGUUGAUUUCAUGCCGCUGGAUGGUUUUCAAACUUUGUUGACCCCCACUGAAUAAAAGCCAAGUGAAGAAGAGUCGUGGGAGCCCGCGGCGGCAUUUGAUUGUAUCUGAUCCACGAAGGGGAACUUCCACUGCAGUUCUGUAAAAAUUCCACUUUUUGCGAAGAGGGUGGAGGUGCAGCAAUUUUGACAAUCGAUUUUUGUCGUCCGGGCGCAGCCUGGCUAGAUGUGAGUGAGGUGAUUCGAUUACCGGGAGAUAGGAAUAAAAAACUGCGCGCUCGAUAAUGGUGGCAUGGUCGGCGUCCCAUCGACGACACGUUCGCAUUCUGCUCGUGGGGGACCAGGGCGUCGGGAAAACGUCACUGAUCCUGUCGCUCGUCAGUGAGGAGUUCCCGGAAGAUGUGCCCACCAAGGCGGAGGAGAUUACCAUUCCGGCCGACGUUACGCCGGAACAGGUCCCAACCAACAUAGUCGAUUAUUCCGCCACCGAACAAUCGGAUGAUGCCCUAGCGGAGGAAAUCCAGAAGGCCCAUGUCGUCUGCAUAGUCUACUCGGUGGAAUGCGAUGAGUCGUUGGACAGGAUCACUACCCACUGGCUGCCGGUGAUCCGGGAGUACUCCGGUGAGCAGCGGAAGCCAGUGGUCCUAGUUGGAAACAAAAUCGAUCUCAUCGAUUACUCAACUAUAGACCAUGUCUUGUCCAUUAUGGAGGACUUCCCUGAGGUGGAAAGCUGUGUGGAAUGUUCGGCAAAAACACUGCAUAACAUCUCGGAAAUGUUCUACUAUGCACAGAAAGCCGUUCUCCAUCCAACGGCACCGCUUUAUAUCAUGGAAGAGCAAGAUCUAACGGACGCGUGCAAGAAAGCUUUGAUUCGGAUAUUUAAAGUGUGCGACAUUGACGGUGAUGGUCUGCUGAAUGACUACGAGUUGAACCACUUUCAACGUCGCUGUUUCAAUGCACCUCUGCAGCCGCAAGUCCUGGACGAAGUGAAGGCCGUUUUAAUGAAAAACACCCCGGAUGGCAUCCGCAAUGACUCCGUAACGCUAAAGGGCUUCCUCUUUCUGCACUGCCUCUUCAUCCAGCGGGGACGAAACGAAACAACCUGGGCUGUGCUGCGUCGGUUCGGAUAUAACGAAAACCUAGAAAUGAGUUCAGAAUACCUUCACCCAGCAGUCAAAAUCCCUCCGGGCAGCAGUACCGAACUAUCCCACCGUGGUCAGCAGUUUCUGAUCUCGCUCUUCGAGCGGAGCGAUCGAGACGGCGACAAUGCUCUCUCGCCGGAGGAGUUCCGCGUCGUGUUCAGCGCUUGCCCUUGUCCGCCUUUUUCGACCGAUAUCAAGCGCACGGUUCCUACCAACGAAAACGGUUGGCCAACGCUGCACGGUUGGAUGUGCCGGUGGACGCUGAUGACGCUGGUCGAUUUAAACAAAACCCUAGAAUACUUGGCCUAUUUGGGAUUCAGCGUGCACGAGAAUGAGUCCCAGCUGGCUGCGAUACACAUCACUCGGGAGCGAAGAAUAGACUUGGCUAAGAAGCAGAACAGUCGAUCCGUUUACAUGUGUCACGUCAUUGGACCGAAAGGAUCCGGCAAAACGGCCUUCUGUCGGGCUUUCCUAGCGGAAGAUAUGCGGAAAUUAACGGACAAAGACAUCCGCGGUACGAACCAGUAUGCCAUCAACACUGUCCAGGUGUACGGCCAGGAAAAGUUCCUGGUCCUGCGGGACAUUGACGUGCGCCAGGUGCUAGACCCUCUGCAACCGAGCGAAGUGAACUGCGACGUUGCGUGUCUGGUGUACGAUAUCAACAAUCCCAAAUCGUUCGAGUACGUCGCCCGGAUAUACAUCAAAUACUUCGCCGAGAGUAAGAUCCCCGUCCUGAUAGUCGGUGCCAAAGCGGACAUGGAGGAAAUCCGGCAGGAGUAUCUGCUCCAGUCGCCGGACUUUUGCCACAAGUACAAACUACUGCCGCCGCAGUACUUCAGCAUCAAGCACAACAAAAAGGACAUCUACACCAAGCUGGCGACGAUGGCUGCAUUUCCUCACCUGAAGCAGUUCGGUCUAAUGUCCAGCGAUCCGUUGCUGUGGUGGAAGGCAGGCCUCGGUAUAGCGGCAGCAACCAUCGUUGGAUUUUUCGUCGUGAAGGCUUUCCACGGUUCCAGCUCACAUGCACGAUGAAUCGGUUGAACAACGGCGCACCCAAUUGCUAAAUCGUACUAGAGUAGUCACCAUUCACAGCAAAAACAGAAAAGAUUGGAAAUAAACAUAUACAUUUUACCACCAGGCCCCUGGACGACCGGCGGUAAGUGCUCUAUCGUUGGCUUAGAUUCGUCACUAGGCCUAUUGUACAUAUUCGUCACUAGUAGAGAGAUAACAGGUUGCAAAGUUGUGUUAUGUAGCUGCUACGGCUCGCUCAGAUGAACCAUUCAGAUUAUUGCAACGUUUGCAUUAUUGCAUUGACUUGCUGAAGAAUUCCUAGCUAUGGCCAAAUUUAUAUGGCUUUCUAAGACUAGACUCUAUGCAACUUUUGAACUGAAGUUUAACAAUAUAAAUAUGGAUACCAAACAUAGCUUGUUUUAUUAUCACUUUAUGUAUUUUGCAAUAAUAAUCCUAGUUUACAUGUUCAUUAGAGUGCCCUUUAUUUUUCGAAAUUCCCCAAUGCGAAAAUUCGAUCAGAGUUGCGCUAGACUUUUUUAUGCAUUGGAGAUGUUUAGCAGACUGUUGCCAUUCUUAUAUUUUAUUCGAAACGAAAGAUUGUUUGUUUCUUACAAAAAGAACGAAAAAAUGGUACCGUUUGAGAUGUAUUCGAUUUUUUUUUUUACGUUUCAUGUGAAUCGUAAAUGUGCACCAUAGAAAAAUCAUAGCAACAUGUUUGUUAUUUUCACAACACAAGCAAUUUCAAAAAAUAAACUGCACCCUAGUGUACAUCCGUCUCAAUUUAGUUGAUGCAAUACCUUGUAAUUACUUGUUCCGAUAGACGCGCACGUAUACAGCCCCCACUCGCAUGAUAGUUCCAUAUGAAUAGGAAAUCCAGCUAAGAUGGGACUGUUAUGCGAGUUGGGGCAGUAUACCUAACUCAAUCAAUCUUACUGGCAGCUGCCCAAUACUUUUGUUCGCUACAACAUGUGAUUUUCUUUGCAUAGUUUACUUAAGAUUGAAUAUGUUGCAGUACAGCCUCUAGUCUAGCAAGUUUAGCUUCCGCAGUUUCACCGAACAAUUGACAGAGUCUAGACAAGCAGAGAUUGUAAAUUAGUUUGACCGUACGUAAUGGUAUCUAUAUAAAACCCAAAAUUAAAUUGCAAAA
This is a messenger RNA of Aedes albopictus (Asian tiger mosquito), 3668 nucleotides long. It is a transcript of the gene Miro, whose product is annotated as mitochondrial Rho GTPase. The transcript has 7 exons. Gene Ontology annotation, cellular component: mitochondrial outer membrane. Bases 653 to 2542 code for a protein of 629 amino acids. NCBI's taxonomy places the organism in Eukaryota, Metazoa, Arthropoda, Insecta, Diptera, Culicidae. The record is from RefSeq and is a predicted model, not a curated record. Gene Ontology annotation, biological process: small GTPase-mediated signal transduction; mitochondrion organization. Gene Ontology annotation, molecular function: GTPase activity; calcium ion binding; GTP binding.